Molecule: messenger RNA, 816 nt
Organism: Epithele typhae
Lineage: Eukaryota; Fungi; Basidiomycota; Agaricomycetes; Polyporales; Epitheliaceae
Product: succinate dehydrogenase iron-sulfur subunit
Exons: 6
Coding region: 1-816 (271 amino acids)
Biological process (GO): tricarboxylic acid cycle; respiratory electron transport chain; aerobic respiration
Cellular component (GO): mitochondrial membrane
Molecular function (GO): electron transfer activity; 2 iron, 2 sulfur cluster binding
Source: RefSeq, a predicted model, not a curated record
AUGCAGAGUCUCGCUGCUGCUGCCGUCCGCACCGGGACACUGAGGCGCUCGGCCGUGCGGGGCUUCGCCUCGUCCGCCGCACGCGCGCAGGCGACGCCCCUCCAGAAGCCAGUGCUGAACAAGGAGUUCAAGAUCUACCGCUGGAACCCCGACGAGCCGUCGUCGAAGCCGACUCUGCAGUCGUACAUGGUCGACCUCAACCAGUGCGGCCCUAUGAUCCUCGACGCGCUCAUCAAGAUCAAGAACGAGCUCGACCCGACGCUCACGUUCCGCCGCUCGUGCCGCGAGGGCAUCUGCGGCUCGUGCGCGAUGAACAUCGACGGCCAGAACACGCUGGCGUGCCUGUGCAGGAUCGACCGCGGUGCGAAGGACACGAAGAUCUACCCGCUCCCGCACAUGUACAUCGUCAAGGACCUCGUGCCGGACCUGACCCAGUUCUACAAGCAGUAUAAGUCGAUCGAGCCUUACCUCCAGAACGACAACCCACCGGAGGGCCGUGAGUUCCUGCAGUCGAUAGAGGACCGGAAGAAGCUGGAUGGCAUGUACGAGUGCAUCCUGUGCGCGUGCUGCUCGACAUCGUGCCCCAGCUACUGGUGGAACCAGGACGAGUACCUCGGCCCUGCGACCCUCAUGGCUGCCUACCGUUGGAUGGCCGACUCUCGCGACACGUACACGGCGCAGCGCAAGGAGAAGAUGCAAAACGAGUUGAGCCUGUACCGCUGCCACACGAUCUUCAACUGCUCGCGCACAUGCCCGAAGGGUCUCAACCCCGCGCAGGCCAUCGCGAAGAUGAAGCUCGAGCUUGCGGCGGAGUAG